UUGCAGAUAAGAGGAAGGAGGAAAUAACCCUGAUAGGAAAUGUUAAGAAAUGCCUUAGCAGCUUGUGGUGAUGGAGAUGUGCUGCUGUGUUUAUAAAGACCGUCUGCACUUCUACAGUCCAAAAAACUGUCAGGAGCAAAGAGGCAAAGCACACAGAUCAGGAGAAGACACAACUCAUUAAAUUUCUCUGAACUGUAGUGUGUGCAUCUGUGCUUCAGACAUGAAUCUCUUCAUUUCUGUAUUGCUGCUGGGACUGUGCUGUAUGCUCAGAUACCCAGCUGUAUCAGGAUCUAAAGAGAAAGGUUUCAGCAGGUCUUUCAUUCAGGAUGCCUUCAUGGAAGCUAAACAAAUCGUAGACGACUCUUAUUUGUACUCUCGUAAAAAGAGCCUCGAGAGAGUGCGCAGUACCGAAUUUAUUAAGCCAUCUGAUAUACUGCGUCUGAUGAAGCAGCCAAAACGGAUGGCACGUGAGGCUGUGAGAGCUGCAGAUUACAUGGAGCAGACGUUGAGGAUCAUCUCAGAGAAAAGACACCAUGCACACAAGAGAUCUAUUAACGCCACAGCACUGCUAUCUGAAGAAGAACUUCAGGAGAUCCACAAACUGACUGGCUGUGACGCUCAAACCCUGCCGCCUCCAUGCAGAACGACACAGAAUCUAAACAGAUAUCGCACGCCCAACAGCGUCUGCAACAACCUGAUAAAUCCACUUCAAGGUGCUUCAAACACACCGUUCACCCGCUGGCUGCCUCCUGUUUAUGAAGAUAACAUCUCCCAACCUCAAGGAUGGAACCCUGGAAGACUCUAUAAUAAUGUUGUGCUUCCUCUGGUGAGGCAGGUGUCAAAUCAAAUUUUCAGCACACGGGACCAAAAUGUUGUGGGAGACAACGAGUACACGCUCCUCAUCACAUUCUUCGGCCAGUGGAAUGACCACGAUCUGUCCUUCACCCCCUUUUCACCCAGCAUCCGGUCCUUUAGCAACGGCAUUGACUGUGAUAAGAGCUGUGAGCGCUCUGAGCCAUGCUUCCCCAUCCAGAUUCCUAGAGAUGACCCGCGCCUGCCCUCCGGUCCCAACAGCUGCCUCCCUGUUUUUCGCUCUGCACCCACCUGCGGCUCUGGAAACAGCGCGUACAUGUUUGGAGGUGUGCCUCAGGUGCGAGAGCAGAUCAACACUUUGACAUCAUUCCUGGAUGCGGGUCAGUUGUAUGGCUCAGACGAGUCGCUCUCCCGAGAACUCAGAGAUCUCUCGAAUGACGCAGGCCUCAUGCGUGUCAAUGACAGAUUCCGGGACAAUGGGCGCGAGCUGCUGCCUUUCACCAAGGUAGUCAGCCAAAUGUGUGCCACACGCAAUCGCAUUCUGAACUCCACUGGCCUAGAGGAAGUGCCGUGUUUUAUUGCAGGCGAUGAGCGUGUGGACGAGAACAUCGCUCUCACGUCGAUGCACACACUCUUCCUGCGAGAACACAACCGGCUCGCUCGCGCUCUGCGCCGCAUAAACCAACAAUGGAACAAUGAACAGAUUUAUGAGGAAGCUCGCAAAAUCGUGGGAGCCUACCAUCAGAUCAUAGUGUUUAGGGAUUAUCUGCCACACAUUGUGGGAACGGAAGCCAUGAGCAGGCAGCUCGGCAGGUAUCCCGGUUACAACCCCAAUGUCAACCCAUCUAUCGCUAAUGUUUUCGCCACUGCCGCUUACCGCUUCGCCCACGCCACCAUCCAGCCCGUCAUCUUCCGUCUGAAUGAAAACUUCCAGGAGAAUCGACAGUUCCCUAGCGUUCCUCUGCAAACGGCCUUCUUUACACCAUGGAGAAUUGUAUUUGAAGGUGGGAUUGAUCCUCAGAUUCGGGGGCUGAUAAGUCGUCCAGCUAAGCUGAACAGGCAGGAUGGCAUACUGGUGGAUGCAGUAAGAGAAAGACUGUUCGCCUUCACCAGCAGAAUCGCCCAGGACCUUGGUUCUCUCAACUUGCAGAGGGGCAGAGACCACGGCCUGCCAAGCUAUAAUGCAUGGAGGAGAUUCUGUGGUCUGUCCACUCCCAGGGAUGUCACUGAAUUGGGGAGGGUGCUGAAUAACACAGAUCUGGCACGGAAGCUCAUCCAACUUUAUGGGGCAGCCGAUAACAUCGACCUCUGGGCGGCAGGUAUUGCAGAACCGUUUGUCCGUGGGGGAAGAGUCGGGCCUGUGUUCUCUUGUAUCAUUGCCACGCAGUUCCAGAGGAUCCGCCAAGGAGACAGGCUAUGGUGGGAGAACAUGGGUGUUUUCACCCCGGCUCAGAAAUCCGCACUUUUGAGAGUGUCUCUGUCUCGCAUCAUCUGUGACAACACGGGAAUCAGCAGAGUUCCUAGAAACCCUUUCGUCCUGAGUCAGAACCAAGCAAGCUUUGUCAACUGCAAUUCCAUCCCGAGGAUUGACCUCAGUCCUUGGCAAGAGUCGAGGGACAGAGCCAGGGAAAAGGCAUCUGAUGAAAAUGAGAUUUUUAGAGAGGAGCGAGACGAGGAGGACCUAGAGGACCUGCUGGAGAACGAGUUCAGUCAGGAAUGAGAAGCCCCAAUGGUCUAUGUUGAACCACCUGCCCACUGGAACUCUUUCCUUAUGGAAUCCUGAAUGUCUGUGAACCUCCAGAUCUCUUUCUCCUUGCUAUCGCUUCUGCAAGAACAAUCUACAAAUACCUAAAUUGCUAAAAAGUUCACCUGCAGCAUACCUGCCAUCUAUGAGUUUAAUUUCUUGAAAUACAUUAUAUCUGUAGUAUCAGAGAAAAGAUCAACUGCUAAUAUAUUUCUUAUAUGAUCUUUGCUAUAGAAUUUCAUGCAUGUUUUUACAAAUACUGCAUCAUUAUAUAAACACGUUCUAUUUGCAUUUUUUUCUCCUUUUUACGUAUUGUGUUUUAUUAACAUGAACAUACGUUCUGUUACAAACCAGUUUCAAAUAAAAUGAUGCAAAUAAAAUGAUCAUCUGUACAA
Molecule: messenger RNA, 2952 nt
Organism: Tachysurus fulvidraco (yellow catfish)
Lineage: Eukaryota; Metazoa; Chordata; Actinopteri; Siluriformes; Bagridae
Gene: mpx
Product: myeloid-specific peroxidase
Exons: 16
Coding region: 221-2533 (770 amino acids)
Biological process (GO): response to oxidative stress
Molecular function (GO): peroxidase activity; heme binding
Source: RefSeq, a predicted model, not a curated record